This is a messenger RNA of Populus euphratica (Euphrates poplar), 1760 nucleotides long. RefSeq lists its product as uncharacterized. The transcript has a single exon. The coding region runs from base 109 to 1464 and encodes 451 amino acids. The record is from RefSeq and is a predicted model, not a curated record. NCBI's taxonomy places the organism in Eukaryota, Viridiplantae, Streptophyta, Magnoliopsida, Malpighiales, Salicaceae.
UUCUCUCUCUCUCACUCUCUCAUUGAGCUUUGAAACCAGAAGUACUAGAUCCUACAAGUCCCCAUUAGAUCUUAAUUUCAAGACCAGCACAAACCUAGAUUUCACAAAAUGGCUCCACUCAAGUACUUGAUCUGUUUCAGUCUCAGACAGGUACUUCUGCUUUUUGUUGUUUUGUUUCUGUUCACUUUUCUUCUUCCCUGUGCCUCCUCAGGCAGUGAUCAAACACAGCUUGAAGCCAAACAGUUUCUUGUUAGAAGAAGAAUGUUAGAAGUGGAAACGAAUGAAGACCAAGUACCCAAGAAAAAGAGCGCCAAUUUAUCCAGCAAGAACCAAACCAAGCUCGCCAAGCCUAGCCUAUCUACAAAAAACCAAACCAAGCUCAUCAAGACUGACAGCCUAUCUACCAAGAAUCAAACCAAGAUUACAAAAUCUACAAAUUCAACAAAAGCAACACCCACCCCUUCCACCUCCACUUCUCAGCUCAAAAAGCUGAACUCCACUUCACAGCUCAAGAAACUCAAUUCCACAUCAAAAGCCGCAGCCAAUUCCGCCCCCACCAAGAAAACAUCAGAUCUUCUGAAACUAGGCCCAUCCACUAACAAAACAACCAAACCCACUUCCACAAAACAAACACAAAGCCUUGUAGACAAGAAAGUCGGUGACACAGAAUCCCAAAAACAAAACAAGAACCAAAAACAAACCAACCCAAAAAAGACCACUCAAACUAAAAAGCAACAAAGCUGGCUUGACCAGGAUGAUGAAGAUGAUUUGGUUGCUGAAUUCAGAGAUCUACCGUCGAAGUUUCAUCAAACUAUCAUACCAGACCUUGAGAGACUCUCCAUAACUUCCAAGAAAUACCUUACGCAAGCCAACAAAGAUUUGACUAAAGGGUUCAAGCCAAUUGUUGGCAAUAAAUAUGCAUCUACCAUUGCCUCUACAGUCUCUUUUGCAUUCAUUUUAAUACCUCUACUUCUGGUUUCUCUUGUCUUUAACCGUAUCAAAGCUUAUUUCUCUCUACAAAAGAUCUUGAUUUUCAUCCAAGUUUAUCUCUCCAUCUACUUCACCAUUCUCUGCAUCUCUGCAUUAGUUACUGGCCUUGAGCCCUUGAAGUUUUUCUAUGCUACUUCACAGUCCAAUUACGUUUGUUUAAUGGUGUUUCAAACCCUAGGCUAUGUUCUGUACCUGCUGCUUCUCUUGAUGUAUUUGAUCCUGGUUUUUUCCGCCGAGUGUGGGAUGGGCUCAAAGCUGUUGGGCGUAGGCCAGACCCUGGUGGGCUAUGCAAUUGGGUUGCAUUGCUACGUGGCGGUGUUUCAUAGGGUUGUUCUGCACCAACCACCCAGGACUAAUUGGAAGAUUCAUGGGAUUUAUGCCACGUGUUUCCUCGUGAUUUGUCUGUUUGCUAACGCUGAGAGGAGAAAGAAGGCUUACUUGGAAGAGGGUGGUGAAGAAGGCAAGAAGAACUAGUUCGUCAAGAAACUAUCCCACGCAAUCUCACUGAAGAUAUUUUUUCAAGAAAAUGCAAUAAGGCCUAUUUUGCUCUCUGUCUCUUCUAAAUUUUAAUACAUGUCUCAAUUUUAGAUGGUACCAUUUCUCUCCUUUUCUUGCUAUAUAUAUAUAUCAAAUGGGAAUGUAGAAUUUAUGUAUGUCUAGUGGGCAUUGAAUGUAAUGUCAAUGUUACUCUACAAGGUGGAAAGUAGAAUGCUUUCCUUGCAAUUGUAUCAAAUGUCAUAUAAAUAUACUUGUAUUAGUAUUACAAAUAA